This is a messenger RNA of Lagenorhynchus albirostris (white-beaked dolphin), 1063 nucleotides long. RefSeq names its product protein TEX261-like. Gene Ontology annotation, biological process: endoplasmic reticulum to Golgi vesicle-mediated transport. Lineage: Eukaryota; Metazoa; Chordata; Mammalia; Artiodactyla; Delphinidae. The transcript has a single exon. The record is from RefSeq and is a predicted model, not a curated record. Gene Ontology annotation, cellular component: Golgi membrane; endoplasmic reticulum membrane; COPII-coated ER to Golgi transport vesicle. Bases 1 to 585 code for a protein of 194 amino acids. Gene Ontology annotation, molecular function: COPII receptor activity.
AUGUAUGUGCUGAGCUGGCUGUCGCUCUUCAGCCAGGUGGCCUUCAUCACGCUGGCCAUUGCAGCCGGACUCUAUUACCUGGCAGAAUUGCUAGAAGAAUACACGGCGGCCACCAGCAGGAUCAUAGAAUAUAGGGUCUGGUUCUCCACAGCUGUGCUGAUUGGCCUCUGUGUUUUUGAGCGUUUCCCCACCUACAUGAUUGGCGUAGGCCUCUUCCUGGUCUACCUGGUCUACUUUGGCCUCCUCCAGACCUUCCCUUUCAUCAUGCUCACCUCGCCUAACUUCAUCCUGUCCUGUGGGCUACUGGUGGUGAAUCAUUACCUAGCGUUUCAGUUUUUUGCAGAGGAAUAUUAUCCUUUCUCAGAGGUCCUGGCCUAUUUCACUUUCUGUCUGUGGAUAAUCCCGUUUGCGUUCUUUGUGUCACCGUCGGCUGGGGAGAACGUCCUGCCUGCCACCAUGCAGCCUGGAGAUGAUGUGGUCUCCAAUCACUUCGCCAAAGGCAAGCGGGGCAAACGCUUAGGGAUCCUGGUUGUCUUCUCCUUCAUCAAAGGGGCCAUUCUACCCAGUCGGCAGAAGAUAUGCUGACCUUCUGCAGAGGGGAUACCGGGGCAAGAUCAGGAGAGUCAGGCCUCUGGGCCUCUGCACUAGGUGGGGGCCGGGAGCUGGAAGGCACCUUUCCCCAGCCCUGGCCCUCCUUCCCUCGACUGCCCCAGAAGCCCCCAUCCCCACCGUCCUCAGGAGGCUCAGCUUAGCUCAGAUCUGAUACUGCCAGAGGCUGAGACCUCAGAGGGCGCCAGGGAGGAUGUGGUGCCUGCUUAGCCAGGAGGCCAUGGUCCACCUGGGUGUGCAGAAGCUGAGCUCCUGUGGCCCUCCCGCCCCCUCUUGUGAUGGGUCAGGAGUUCUGGCUCAGCCAGGGCAGGCAGGGCAGGGGCUGUGAAGCUGGAGAGCAGACAGGGAUAAUUGCUAUGGGCAGAUGGCAGUGGGGAGGGGCCGUGGCUUAGCCUUUGCAAGAGAAAGUUUUUGCUGUUGAACUGUGAUUUCUGUCCAAGUGCUGAUUCCCGUU